CAGCGUUUCAAAGGACCCAGUCUAUGAUCGUACUCGGUCGAGUUUACGGCUCACGGCUAGCUCUCGACAGAAGAUCAAAUUUAACGCGAGCCUUGACUUCCUGACAAACUGUGGCCGAUUUUUUCCCGUUUUGGUUUUUUUUCAUGAAAGUUCUCGAAAUGCGCGUGUUGGGACUAGUAGCCGUUUUCUGCCUCAGCUCGGCGAUCGCGAGGAGGCAAGCGCCUCCUCUCGGAGCGGAGGAAACCGUGAGGAAAUCAAACAGAGCCGCCGAAUGUCAGCACGGGAGGGAAGUGAGAGAGCUGGGGAGCACUUGGUUUGCGGACUUGGGACCUCCGUUCGGCAUCAUGUACUGCAUCAGAUGCCAGUGUACACCGUUUCAGAAAAAGAAACGAGUCGUCGGUCGAGUGCAGUGCAGGAACAUAAAGCACGAGUGUCCGCAGCUGAGCUGCGACGAGCCGGUCAUGAUGCCCGGGAAGUGCUGCAAAGUCUGCCCGUCGGACGUCCAGAAUAAGGACAUCCCACAAGACGUCGCCCCGGCCCUGCCUCCAGAAGAAGAAGACAUGAACUUCAAGUAUUAUGCGAGUUUGAUGACAGGCCACGAGACCGCGACCGGCCGCUACUCUUUUCACAAGAAAAGCCUAUUUUACUCGUUUUACGCCACUUCACGGCCGCAGGUUAUCCAGUUUCUUGACACGAACGGCAACAUCCUCGAAGAACAGGAGUUGGGACCAGGGAGUAUUUAUCAAAAUGCAACAGAAAAAAUCUGUGGGGUCUGGAGAAGAAUCCCAAGGGAAUACAGAAGGCUGAUAAGGGAAGAGAAAUUAGUAAUAUCACUUCUCUGGCCGGACAAAAGAAGUAUUACUGGACAAUUACACCGGUACCGAGCACUUUCUACAGAAAUGUUCAGUUCUCUAAUGCAAGGGGAUGAAAUUGGAAUGGCUGGAACAGCUAUUGUUUCUGUUUCCACUUCAACGCCAUCAAUCCACAUAACUGUAGUCUUUACAGGUCUUUUUGACAAAAACGAUUCAAAUGACACGCCUGUUUCGCUGUCCCUGUAUGGGCAGGAUGGUCAGAAAGUUCUUAACGAGGUCAUCCGUAUUGAUAAAGCUUCGCCUGAACUUAACACCAUCGAAAUUAGCUCAGCUGUCAGUUCGAGUGAACUGCGCCUUUUAUCUAAAAAUAAAUUGAGCCUUGCUAUAAAAUCAAAGGACAAAGAGAUCAAGGGAAAUGUACGAGUUCGGGCUGUAUGCGAAACGUUUCAAUGCCUCAUGACCAAUUCGGAAAAAAAUCUUAAAAGCUCAGGACUGGCUUGGAUCUAUGUAGAUAAGAAUGGAAGAUUAAACUAUCACAUUAAGAUUGACCGCGUUACACGCCCUGUUGUGAUCGGACUCGUAACGGAAAGAAAAUUAGUCGAACUCGAGGAUCUCAGCCCAGAGUUAACACUCAACGGUUGGACCAAUGGAACAUUGGACCCAUUAUCUCCAAAAUAUCUUGAGAUGUUUUAUGCCGGAGAUUUGGGUGUAAAUGUUGCUACUCAGUUUUCUGAGUCUGUCAUAAGGGGAAGGCUCACUGGGAAAUACGUGGCAUCUCCUGUGGACUCAAAAGCUCCACUUUUGCUUACAGACCAAAGCACUGAACAUUCCCAUGAUGGUCUUGCAGCCCUUGCUUGGCUCGAUGUGGACAUUGAGUGCAAUUUGCAUUAUGAAGUCCAAGUUACAAGAGAUGGAGAAUAUGGGUUAUAUUUAGCACAAUUGCCCAUGGAUGUCCCAGGGGCGCCAGUGACCCGAAAAAUAUUGGAUGAGGGACAAAAUCAUAUUGAAGGCUCGUCGCUCGGUCUCCUUCCUUCAGAAUUGGCGACUUUAGCCAAUGGAGUGACCUACGUUGAGAUUAACAGCCAGGCAUCUGGGCAAAUCUUGCUUAAAGCGCAAUGGACACAAAUUGAAGUGCCAGAAGCCUGUCUGCCCAAUUUGUCAGACAAUGAACUCCAUUUCAACUCUGAUGCGAGUAGACAUAAAAACCUCCCACCAGGAAGUCCUUGCUUACAAGGGGGAAGAUUUCACGAAGACGGUUCUCAAUGGAGAUCAGUAGAGGAGCCUUGCACAAUUUGUUAUUGUUCAUCCGGAAAAUUAAUUUGUGAACCAGUGAUAUGUCCUGAACUUAGCCCGAACUGCCCUGCAGUACAGCCUCCAGGGCAAAAAGAAUGCUGUCCACAAUGCUUAAAUGGAACAGCUUUAGAAAGUGUAUCAGAUUCUAAAGGUUGUCAAAUGGCAGGCCAGCAUUUCACUCCUGGAAGUUCAUGGCAUCCUUACUUACCACCGACUGGUUUUGACACAUGCACAACAUGCACUUGUCAUCCUGGGACACUGAGAGUGAGCUGCCCGAGGAAGCAAUGUCCUCCGCUUAAUUGCGACAUGAGAGUCGCUGUCAAGCCAGAUCGGAAAGCAUGCUGCCUUGUCUGUCCUUCGUCCAUCUUCGGAACGAUGGCAGACGGCGUUCAGAAAAGGAACAACGACGAUCAAAGAUCGGAAGAAGCAAGUGAUGCUGAAAUGGCAGCGGAAAUCCUCGCAAACGGUGGAUGUAAAUACCCAGUUGGUGGGCCUUACCCAAAUGGGCAAGAAUGGCAUCCAAGACUCUACUCUCAUGGAGAAAUGAAAUGCGUCAAAUGUAAAUGCAAGGAUGGCAAAGUCAAAUGUGAAAGAAAGAGAUGUACAAAAUUAUCUUGCAAUGAUGAAUGUUGUGCCGCGCAGUGCAAAAGGAGGCGCAGAAACAUCAGAAGGCAUCACUAAUUCUACUAACUGAGUUACUUAAGAAAGAAAAUCUGAAUGUUACCUUAAUUUUAGCACUUCUGAAUGUGGAAAUUUGUUAAAUUGUUAUUAAGUAUUACGGGCCGAUAUUAUUCGGUUCGAAUUUCGGUUGUGCUACCUUAGGAAACCUCAACAGGAUCAAGUACCUGAAUAUAGCGCCAUAACAUGGGAUAGGAGAUCAUUUUUGUUCUUUUGUAAAUACACUAUUUUAAUAAUAAUAUUUAUUUAACUUUUGUUAGUCUCAUACAGAUUAAGUUUAGUAAGUAAACUAUGACAGUAUUGUUCCAUCUAAUUUUUGGCUCUAUGGUUUAAAUUUUGAAUGACUUAAUGAAAGAAAGCGUGAGUGUUUGUUGACUUAAUUCUUAAAUGGAAGAUGUAUGUAUGCAAAACUUUAAUUUAUCAGUGAUGAUGAAUUUCAUUGUUCAGUAGGAAUCAUGUUGUAACAAAAAUAUUCAAAUAUCUACAGAAGUGAGAAUUGUUACCAUAUCACAACUCUGUUUUUCAUAUCAAUGACAACCUUGGUUCCUAUUAUUUAGUAGCUUAAUAAUAAUUAAACAUUAAUUAAAAUAAAUUAUAGGAAAACUUGAAGCGAUUUAUUAAAUUAACAUAGUUUUUCAUGUAUUCAUAACUAUUAAUUCUUUUUAAAGACUGAAAAAGUCUGUAUUUUAGAUUUAUUAAGAUAAAUUAAUAUAUUUGUUUCAUAAAUUUAUUGUAUUGUUUUGGGUUUUGUAAUGGAACCACAACGAGAGGCUAUGUGUUUGUUUUUAUUUUGUAAAAAGUUCUCAUGGGUAUUACAAAACAAAAAUUUUUUAUACAUAAUUUUAACAUUGGUGCUAUUGUUAAUUGUGAAAAUAACAAUAAUGUAAAUCGUAAACAAUGCAUUUUCACAUGUAACACAUAAGAAGGAAUUUUUUUUAGGGGACCUAACAUAGUAUUAAUCCAAAUCUUAUAAAUGUAUUUCUGUAAUUGUAUAUCAUGAAGAAAUUAUUUAAAUUAAUCCUCUGAACUCUACGAGCACAAUAUUAAUAGUAUUUGAUAUAAUAAAGGUAUACGUAAUUGUUUCUGUGAUUUAUAUUGAAAGUGUUUGUCACUCAUGACAUGUUUAUCUUCGUAAAGUUUUAAGUCUUGUAGAAUCUAGAUUUAAGAAUGAAAUAUCUUUAUUCAUAAUAUUACAUAAACCUAUAAUAUUGUAAUUUGCAAUUUAGUUUUAAAAAAAAAGAGAAAAGAAAACAACAUUGAAUUAUGUAAAUAAUAAAGGAUCGACUAACUCAAUUUGUAAUUUAUUUAAUUUUUGCCAAUAGGAGUCUAAUCCUAAUGUGAAAUAUAUGUUAUUUAAACAAUAAAACAUUCAUGUCCUU
Cimex lectularius (bed bug) is the source of this 4162-nucleotide messenger RNA. It is a transcript of the gene sog, whose product is annotated as dorsal-ventral patterning protein Sog. Bases 144 to 2786 code for a protein of 880 amino acids. The transcript is spliced from 14 exons. The record is from RefSeq and is a predicted model, not a curated record. Gene Ontology annotation, molecular function: protein binding. Gene Ontology annotation, biological process: multicellular organism development. Lineage: Eukaryota; Metazoa; Arthropoda; Insecta; Hemiptera; Cimicidae.